Molecule: messenger RNA, 444 nt
Organism: Condylura cristata (star-nosed mole)
Lineage: Eukaryota; Metazoa; Chordata; Mammalia; Eulipotyphla; Talpidae
Product: cystatin-9-like
Exons: 3
Coding region: 1-444 (147 amino acids)
Biological process (GO): antimicrobial humoral response
Molecular function (GO): cysteine-type endopeptidase inhibitor activity
Source: RefSeq, a predicted model, not a curated record
AUGUCGUGCCAGCUCUGGGGGUGGGCUCUGCCCUGGAUGGUUCUCCUGCUUCUCCUGGGUCCCCAGCUUCUGGUGACUCAGGGCCUGAGAGCCCAAGAGGACAAAGACAGAGAUGACAAAAUAAACUUGCAAGACUACUUCGCUGCCACCGUGGAGUACGCUUUGCACACGUUCAACAUGCAAAGCAAGGACUUGAACGCCUACAGGCUGGCACGAAUCCUGAAUUCCUGGACAGAGCAGAUUGUGGGGAUGAUCGCAUUCUCCAUGGAGCUGCUGCUUCGCAGAACCAGGUGUGAGAAAUGGGAAGAGGACAUUGACAACUGCCCCUUCCAGUCAGGUCCACAGCUGAACAAUACAUACAACUGCUUCUUCACCAUCGGCACUCACCCCAGGAAAACGACCUUCCAACUGCUGUACAAGACCUGCUUUGAGGGAUACAUCUGA